CCCGGGAGCGCAGCGAUGGAGGCGCGAGGGGCCCGGGGCGCGCUCGCCGGCUUCCUGCGGGCGCUCUGCGUCCUGGGCUGCCUGCUGGGCCGCGCCACCGCCCCGCCGUCGCCCGUCAUCAAGUUCCCCGGCGAUGUCGCCCCCAAAACGGACAAAGAGCUGGCGGUGCAAUACCUGAAUACCUUCUACGGCUGCCCCAAGGACAGUUGCAACCUGUUUGUGCUGAAGGACACCCUCAAGAAGAUGCAGAAGUUCUUCGGGCUGCCCCAGACAGGUGAACUGGACCAGAGCACCAUCGAGACCAUGCGGAAGCCGCGCUGUGGCAACCCGGAUGUGGCCAACUAUAACUUCUUCCCCCGCAAGCCCAAGUGGGACAAGAAUCAAAUCACAUACAGGAUCAUCGGCUACACGCCUGACCUGGAUCCGGAGACGGUGGACGAUGCCUUCGCGCGCGCCUUCCAAGUCUGGAGUAACGUGACCCCGCUGCGGUUUUCUCGAAUCCACGAUGGAGAAGCUGACAUCAUGAUCAACUUUGGCCGCUGGGAGCAUGGAGACGGAUACCCGUUUGAUGGCAAGGACGGGCUCCUGGCUCAUGCCUUUGCUCCGGGCACUGGUGUUGGGGGAGACUCCCACUUUGAUGAUGAUGAGCUGUGGACCCUGGGAGAAGGUCAAGUGGUCCGUGUGAAAUAUGGCAAUGCCGAUGGGGAGUACUGCAAGUUCCCCUUCCUGUUCAAUGGCAAGGAGUACACCAGCUGCACAGACACCGGUCGCAGCGAUGGCUUCCUCUGGUGUUCCACCACCUACAACUUCGAGAAGGAUGGCAAGUACGGCUUCUGCCCCCAUGAAGCCCUGUUCACCAUGGGUGGCAACGCUGAUGGACAGCCCUGCAAGUUCCCGUUCCGCUUCCAAGGCACAUCCUACAACAGCUGCACCACGGAAGGCCGCACGGACGGCUACCGCUGGUGCGGCACCACUGAGGACUACGACCGCGACAAGAAGUAUGGCUUCUGCCCCGAGACUGCCAUGUCUACUAUUGGCGGGAACUCGGAAGGCGCCCCCUGUGUCUUCCCCUUCACCUUCCUGGGCAACAAGUAUGAGAGCUGCACCAGCGCCGGCCGCAGUGAUGGCAAGAUGUGGUGCGCGACCUCAACCAACUACGACGAUGACCGCAAGUGGGGCUUCUGCCCUGACCAAGGUUACAGCCUGUUCCUGGUGGCAGCCCAUGAAUUUGGCCACGCCAUGGGGCUGGAGCACUCCCAGGACCCCGGGGCCCUGAUGGCCCCCAUUUACACCUACACGAAGAACUUCCGCCUGUCACAGGACGACAUCAAGGGCAUUCAAGAGCUCUACGGGGCCUCCCCCGACGCCGGCACGGAUGCUGGCACCGGCCCCACUCCCACGCUGGGACCUGUCACUCCUGAGAUCUGCACACAGGACAUCGUCUUCGAUGGCAUCGCUCAGAUCCGUGGUGAGAUCUUCUUCUUCAAGGACCGGUUCAUUUGGCGGACAGUGACACCGGGUGACAAGCCCACGGGACCCCUGCUGGUGGCCACCUUCUGGCCUGAGCUCCCGGAGAAGAUCGACGCUGUGUACGAGGCUCCCCAGGAGGAGAAGGCCGUGUUCUUUGCAGGCAACGAGUACUGGGUGUAUUCGGCCAGCACCCUGGAGCGAGGGUACCCCAAGCCUCUGACCAGCCUGGGGCUGCCCCCCGAUGUCCAGCGAGUGGAUGCGGCCUUCAACUGGAGCAAGAACAAGAAGACGUACAUCUUUGCUGGAGACAAGUUCUGGAGAUACAAUGAGGUGAAGAAGAAGAUGGACCCCGGCUUCCCUCGGCUCAUCGCGGACGCCUGGAACGCCAUCCCCGACCACCUGGAUGCUGUGGUGGACCUGCAGGGCAGUGGUCACAGCUACUUCUUCAAGGGCACGUAUUACCUGAAGUUCGAGAACCAAAGUCUGAAGAGCGUGAAGGUCGGAAGCAUCAAGACGGACUGGCUGGGCUGCUGAGCCGGCCCUGGGCCCCGAGCACCAGACGGAGCCCCGGGGGCCUGGCCGCCGUGCCUGCACUCCCGUAGUUAAUCAGCCUUCUCACCCCCACCUGAUAAUCUAAGAUUCCAGAGAGCGGCUCUACCCCGUGCCCAAGGCAAGGUGCUGGCUGUUUCCCUCCCCGGUGCCCCUUCCCCUCCAAUCCCGUCAACCCUCAGAGCCACCCCCAAAGAGAUACUUUGGUCUUUACAAUGCGGCCCUGCCUUGGGCUGCCCUGGUGCUGCCACACUUGAGACUCAUCUCCCUCCACAACCUUCGGUGGCUCACGGCACCCUCGGAGCCAACAGGGACUAUCUCAGCAGGGCACUGGUGGCCCGACAGCCUGGCACGGGGCAGUGGGAUAAGGGCACAGCCAGGUGGCCACCCCAGACACCUGGCUUCUCACUGCUGGCUGCCAUAGAGCCUCCCCCGCAUUAGCAGUUUGCUUUGUAUGCACUUUGUUGUUAUUUUUCCACUUUGAAACUGCAUUUCCUGACACAAGGACUCAGGUCAUCUGAGGUCACUGCACGGUGCGGCGCAGCCCGCCUAGCCAAGCUCCUUUGUUCACUCUGCCCAGCCGCUGCCUCCACUGGAUGGAGGAAAACCCAGUCAUGGCUCCCUGCUCCGCCCUCCCCGCUGUCCCUUCAACCGUUCCCCAUGGGAAAUGUCGCCAGGUGUGAAUAAAGACACCAGCUGAGUGGCAGUGUUUGCAUCCGUUUUAGCCGAGAGCUGCCACAGCCCCACAAAGAAGAAACUUACAACAUCUGACUCUGCUUCCUGCAGGACACAAGUGAUGCUUGCUAGAAAGGUCAGAGCUGCCAAACUAAAUAGCAAGGGAGCCACAGGUGCAGGUGUGUUGGCCCGAGUCCCUUCAUCCCUUACGGAUUGAGCCCUGGAGCCCUAAGACAGCAGCAGUCCUGUGACUGCGCAAGUUCUGCUUUCUCUCUGACUCAGUUUCCUCAACAACACCACCGGUUCUAACGCUGCUGCUGACAACAGCCACCGCCAGUACAACCACCGAAAGAGGUGGGUACGAGCUGAAGCCUUAGCGAGACCCAGAGAGAAACGAUUUGCUCGGGAUCCUACAGCUAUUAGGUGACAGGGUCUAGGUCAAGGGCAAAGGAUGACCUAGAGGAGGAGCCAUGUACUCCAGAACCUCCAUCAGCAACACAUCCCCGUGCCCCAGCCACCCGCAAUAGACACACCUGGGGGGAAACAGUGUGCUUGCUUUGUAAACAGCCACUCUGAGCGGGUGAGCACCUGCUCCUUCCUCCCAGACUACCCACUCCUAAUCCCCUCCCGUACAGAAAUCCUGCAGGGGCUGCUCCAGGCCUGGGGUGGCUGGUUUUCAGAGACCCCUGCCAGCUCUGAGGUUGCAUAGCCUGUUGCCUCAGGUCCCUCCUGGUGAGGCAGGUGGAAAAGAGUGAGGAAUGGACACAUCUCUCUGGAGGUGACUUUGGUGGGGUCCUAAUCGCCUUUUCUCCCCUGCUGGCCUGCCCACCGGCUCAAGUUCUUGAGUGCCUGGAGUGCCAGCCCUUCUGCAUGGUGUGCCAGCCCCGACUGGAAGCUUCCAUCCUGACUACAAUAUUAUUAUAUUAUUGAGGUUCUCUGUUAGGAGAAUUAAAAGGUGCCGUGUCUUGAGUGCUUUUCUACACUG
Molecule: messenger RNA, 3679 nt
Organism: Lepus europaeus (European hare)
Lineage: Eukaryota; Metazoa; Chordata; Mammalia; Lagomorpha; Leporidae
Gene: MMP2
Product: matrix metallopeptidase 2
Exons: 13
Coding region: 16-2004 (662 amino acids)
Biological process (GO): extracellular matrix organization; response to hypoxia; proteolysis
Cellular component (GO): extracellular matrix
Molecular function (GO): metalloendopeptidase activity; zinc ion binding
Source: RefSeq, a predicted model, not a curated record